AUGGAUAUAAAUCAAAUUCACAAUCAUUUUUCUAUAAAAACUGAUAUUGAUGAUGAUUUUAAAUUAAUAAAUGAUAUGUCAAAAGAAGCAUCUAUUAUUGAUGAACAUCGUCGUUUACGUGAUAAUGAAAUAACAGAGAAGUUUGAUGGAUAUAUACGAAAAGGUUAUUCUACGAUAAAUGAUACUUGUCCAGUUUGUAGUUAUAUCCUUCUUCGUACACCUGCACGUCAAGUAUUUUGUGUUGGUUGCAAUGAAAUCAAAAUUGAUAAUAAAAGAACUCGUCAUAAAAAGAAAAUUGUAACAAGACAUAAGAAAAAAAGUCAUAUAAAAUUUUCAAAAACACAAAAAAAGAAAAGAGAACAUAUUGAAUAUGUUCAUAAUUGCAAUCGACUUGAAAAUAAAGUUAAAUGGGCUAUUGAUAAAUUAAUAAAAAUUCAAAAGCCAAAUCGUAUUAAUGAAAUGUGUACGGUUAUUAUUAAACUAAUCGAAACAAUAGAUCUACUCAAGAAACAUGAAAUGACAUCUAUAACAAAUUAA
This is a messenger RNA of Rotaria sordida, 537 nucleotides long. The record is from the annotation of a GenBank genome assembly. NCBI's taxonomy places the organism in Eukaryota, Metazoa, Rotifera, Eurotatoria, Philodinida, Philodinidae.